Molecule: messenger RNA, 957 nt
Organism: Penicillium pulvis
Lineage: Eukaryota; Fungi; Ascomycota; Eurotiomycetes; Eurotiales; Aspergillaceae
Product: putative mRNA decapping hydrolase
Exons: 3
Coding region: 1-957 (318 amino acids)
Biological process (GO): deadenylation-dependent decapping of nuclear-transcribed mRNA
Cellular component (GO): nucleus; P-body
Molecular function (GO): RNA 7-methylguanosine cap binding; hydrolase activity
Source: RefSeq, a predicted model, not a curated record
AUGACAACCCCAGAAGCCCUGAUCUCCAAAUUUCAGGUCACCAAGCUCUUAAAGCAAGAUCAGAAUGGCCGCCGCAUCACCCUCCUCGGCACAAUUGACGAGCAACAGGGUAUCAUGACAGCCGAGCGUGCUGCAUUCGCAACCGAAUCUCUGGAAGUGAUCCGAGCCUUCCACGCAGCCCUUACAAGAAUCAACAACCUAGGCGACAACGACAUCUACCGUUGGUACCUUGCUUCCUCAAACGGGGAUACCACCGUUGCCACAAACACCGAUUUCCAGCAUGACCUAAAGCUAAACUUGAUUUGGCCUUGCACUGAGCAGCAUAUCAAGAAAUACUCUGAUCAGCAGCUUCGCAUGGUUACCGAAACACCGGAGAUCUACAAAAGCCAAGUCCGCCCAUACAUGCAAGCGAAACGCGAAGAAGGUCGUCUGAACUGGGUAUUUAAUAUCCUUGAAGGCCGGACCGAGCAGGAAGACGUCAUCAUGCGUGAUUCUGGACACGGACCGGAGGACGCGUUCUUGAUGUUGCCUGAUCUGAAUUGGGAUCGGAAGACACUCAAUUCGCUGCAUUUGUUGGCUUUGGUGCAUCGGCGGGAUAUUUGGAGCUUGCGAGAUCUGCGAAAGAGUCAUGUUCCCUGGUUGAAGUAUUUGCGGCAGCGGGUUCUGGAGGCUACGGUUUCGAUGUACCCGGGUUUGGAGCAGGAUCAGCUUAAGCUUUAUGUUCAUUAUCAACCGACUUAUUAUCAUUUCCAUAUUCAUGUUGUGAAUGUCAUGCUGGAGGCUGGUGCUACGCAGGCUACUGGGAAGGCGUUUGGCUUGGAGAAUCUGAUCUCGCAGCUAGAGACUAUGAGUGGCGGGGAGGAUGCUAGUAUGGCUGAUGUUAGCUUGACCUAUUACUUGGGUGAAGCGAGUGAGCUCUGGACGGAUAUUUUUGCGCCGUUAAAGGCAAAGCAAUGA